GCCCGCACACUCGCGCACACUCGCGCUCGGGCGCACACGGAACUGGCACAGGCGCCCGGAGCGAGCCAGCGAGCGGCGAGCCGGGCACCCACCGCGCCGAGCCAGCCGAGGAGCCAGCGAGCCGCGCCCGCGACGACCGACGCCCCCCGAGUCCCGCAGCCGCCCCCCGCCGGCCGGUGUCCCCGCCGUCCUCCCUGACCCAUGGCGCUGAAGCGGAUUCAGAAAGAAUUAAGUGACCUACAGCGUGACCCACCUGCUCACUGCUCCGCCGGACCUGUGGGAGACGACUUGUUCCACUGGCAAGCAACUAUUAUGGGACCUCCUGAUAGCGCAUAUCAAGGCGGAGUCUUCUUUCUCACUGUACACUUUCCGACAGACUAUCCUUUUAAACCACCAAAGAUUGCUUUCACAACAAAAAUUUAUCAUCCAAACAUAAACAGUAAUGGAAGUAUUUGUCUUGAUAUCCUGAGGUCACAGUGGUCACCAGCUCUGACUGUAUCAAAAGUUUUAUUGUCCAUAUGUUCUCUACUUUGUGAUCCUAAUCCAGAUGACCCCUUAGUACCAGAUAUUGCACAAAUCUAUAAAUCAGACAAAGAAAAAUACAACAGACACGCAAGAGAAUGGACUCAGAAAUAUGCAAUGUAAAAUAAAAACAUUUUUCAUAUAUACCAGAGUACUGUAAAAUCUAGGUUUUUUUCAAUAUUAGCAGUAAAUUGAGCACUGUUUACUGUUUCAUUGUAUCAUGAAAUCCUUUGAUUUUUAUCCAUUUUAAAUGUAUUUCUGAAGCAAGACUAAACAAACUUCCAAAAAUACCCUUAAGACUGUGAUGAGAGCAUUUAUCAUUUUGUAUGCAUUGAGAAAGACAUUUAUUAUGGAUUUUAAGAUACUUGGACAUCUGCAUCUUCAGCUUACAAGAUCUACAAAGCAUCUGAAAAGUAACCAAAUUAUUUUUUGCUGAAAUUAGAUGUUUUUACAUGAGAAAUACUGUAUGUGUUGUCUGUGUCGUCAGUUUUAUAAAUCUAUUCAGAUUUCAUUCUUUGUUAGCUCACUUUAUAAUUUGUAUUUUUUUACUGUAUAGACUAAAUAUAUUCUAUUUACAUGUAUGUCAACUCAUUACUUUUUUCCUGUGAACAGUAUUGAAAAAAACCGAACAGCUGAUAAUUAAAUGAAUUAACUGUCUCUCUCCCUUGUCUUAGGGUUUUCUGUGUAGAUCAAUUGCAGAUUUCUUAAACCUGAAUGAUCUUUACACUGUAAUUCUCAGUAUACUGAUUAUGGAAAAACACUUGUUUUGAUUUUGUUAUACUUGACUUAACUUUAUUGCAAUGUGAAUUAAUUGCACUGCUAAGUAGGAAGAUGUGUAACUUUUAUUUGUUGUUAUUCACAUUUGAAUUUUUUUCUGUAUAGGCAAUAUUAUAAUGACACCUUUUACAGAUCUUAAUGUAGCUUUUCCAUAUAAAUAAAAUGCUUUUUCUACUA
Eptesicus fuscus (big brown bat) is the source of this 1476-nucleotide messenger RNA. RefSeq names its product ubiquitin conjugating enzyme E2 D1 (gene UBE2D1). Gene Ontology annotation, biological process: protein polyubiquitination; ubiquitin-dependent protein catabolic process. Gene Ontology annotation, molecular function: ubiquitin conjugating enzyme activity. The record is from RefSeq and is a predicted model, not a curated record. The transcript has 7 exons. NCBI's taxonomy places the organism in Eukaryota, Metazoa, Chordata, Mammalia, Chiroptera, Vespertilionidae. Bases 202 to 645 code for a protein of 147 amino acids. Gene Ontology annotation, cellular component: nucleus.